Myzus persicae (green peach aphid) is the source of this 3223-nucleotide messenger RNA. RefSeq names its product hormone receptor 4-like. The coding region runs from base 399 to 2198 and encodes 599 amino acids. The record is from RefSeq and is a predicted model, not a curated record. Lineage: Eukaryota; Metazoa; Arthropoda; Insecta; Hemiptera; Aphididae. The transcript has 2 exons.
CGAGCUCAGUUUUCGUACAGGUGUCGACCCGCGUGCAAUCACCCAGUGCGGCGUAACAUAAUCGUACAUAAAAAAUAAUAAUAUUGUCGUUAUCGUUCCGUUCGCGUAUUUUAUUGUUUACAAUAAUCUGUUCGAUAUCGUUAUUGGAGUGCGUGGUGUUUUAAUCAACUAAUUAUUACCAACUAAUUGCGUCUUAAUUUUUUUUACUGGUAUUUAAUUUUUUUUUUCAUAAUUUAAAUUUUUCGCGUCUUAAGUACACGCAGAUGAACAGUGUUCGGUAAUCGCCGCCUCGGAUGGAAUAUAGUUUUCGAAAUAUGAUAACAUACACUGAUUACUGAUGCUAACGAGGACACUGCGAGGGCUAAUGUAAUAAACCCUUAUAAUAUUAACAGGUGACGAUGAGCGUGACAACAACGAUAACGACGGCUGACUGCGAGCUGUUAGGUCGGGGCCCCGUCCAAGGAUCUGCUGACUCGGACAGCCUGGCCACGCUGGUCAGACAGCUGUGCAAGAAACAGCAACAGCGUGGUCGGUUACCGGGACGCCGGUGUACAGUAGCAUGCAGCCGGGAUGCUGGGCUGGAGAUUGUUCCGUACCAGAGGAAGCGGCCAGACGACGAGGGUUUCGAGUCAGAUGAGGACUUAGCGUCGCUAGGCUCAUACGAUGAUCCCGCAAAGAGAAAGACAGGAACGUUAGCAGCUGUAUCAACGGCGGCAGGUGCAGCGUCGGACAGUGCCAACAGCAGUGGCGUUUCAGAAGACAGCGAUGACGCAGAUGCCGCUUCACUGAGAGGUGGACAGACACCAGUCGCAGUCUCCACGGAGAUGGCUGACGGAUCUGGUCGGGAGGCAUAUGGGCUGACUGAUGUGGCAUUCUGUCACACAGAUGCAGCAGCACUACCCGGUAUCGCAGUAUGGGUGAUCAAAACCAGGAGGACGCCAUCCGCAGGUCUGGAAGCCAUCGUGGUCCGGAGCAGGGACAACCGGCUGCAGGACGUGUGCCGGGCGUACCAGGAGCUCAGCAGGCGUAUUAAGUUGGAGCCGAAGCCUUGGGUUGGUCACACGAACGGUGGUGGUGGACCGUUGUCGUCGCAAAGGCGCAAAGUCGGAGUCAGUGGUGGAAACAUAGCGCUGACGGCAAUGCCUGAAGUGAACAGAUUUAACCUGGUGCAGCGGACCGAUACCGACGGAGUGACGCACAUUGAAGUAACAGCGGGACCUGUGGUGGCGGCAGCUAACUCAACCUCUAGGGACUCGUCUCAGUCGAGCAUCAUAAGUAUAAGCACUCCCGAAUCUCCAAGGCCGUCGAUCAAAGACCGAUCUUAUGGAGACGAUAAUCAAGACCGAGACGAUGGUGAUAGUGGCAUUGAACCACCUCCGCAGAGACCGGAAAGGAGGAAAUACAAGGUGAAACCGGACGAUGGUGAAGGAAGUAGUAGCGAAGACUACAGGCGACAACAGAAGGUGGUCAGGGGCCAGUUCAUUAGGGUCAAUGUCAACCAUUGCGCUGUGUUGCCGCCGGCCAGUCCGGAACCGGAAAGGAAGUCCAGUCAGGAGUCGCCGGCCAAGUCACCCUCCGGCCAAUCGCCAACAACCGUCGUUUCGGACCGACUGUGGUCAACAGCCGAUUACGACAGAUUGGACGGUCGGUAUGAACAACACAGACGAUCAUCUCGGUCCAGCAGUCGAACUCGAAGCAGGAGCACAGGCCCUGGUCGAAGGCAACAACAUCCGUUGCAACUGGCCGCUGUCCAGCCAUCACAUCCUCCGCCAGUGGCAUUCAGCCGGUAUCCGAACAUCGAACAGCAGCAGCCGUCAUCUUUCGGCAACCGGUUUUUCGGCAAACUCCGUGAGAUAACUUCUGGUAAUCAGUCACCACCACUACAGGACUUGCAACCAGUAGCUUUCCGGCGUCGCAACAGCGUCGGCGAAUCUGUCACCGCCAACUUCUAUCAAUACUUCAGCCAUCAACACCACCACCAACAUCACCAACUUGGCCAAUACCAGCAACAGCAACAACAACAGCAACAGCUUUAUCAGCAGCAGCUCCACCAGCAGCAGAGACAACAGGCCAAAAAUGGCGGACAUCUCAAGUCAGUGAUCAAGAAAAACAAUAAGAGCCAACUCUAUCAACAUACCUACGACGAACCCAAAAAGGUCACGUUCAGCGCCUACGCCACUGUUCAAGUUGUCGAUUAAUUAGGCGCUCCUCUCCCCAUAGAUUCAUUGUACCAUAUACAAAGUUUACUUGUGUUAUCGAACGUCAGUCGUCGUCGUGUUACCAAUAGAUUUAACCGGUCACGCUGACCGCCUGUCGGGCAAUAGGGCGUAGUAUAUUACCGAAAAAUUGCUCAAAUUCACCUAUAUGUUUUUGUUCGGCAUCUGCAUCUAGUAGAUUACAAUAUGUAACAACAUUGACUGUAGGAUGAUUCGAUUUAAAAUAGGUAAAUGAUGAAUUCCUAUUUAACGUUUUAAUGAUUAGAAAAUAUAUACGUGUAAUCGAUAGCUUAUUUCACUUUUUAAUAAUGAAAAUAAUCAUAGCACCGCAACAUACAUUUUUCGUUCUAAAUAUCAGUUUUUUCCGUCACAAAUUCAAUCAUCAAAUCAAAAUCUAAUAAAUCGUUAUGGUUGCACGUCACAUUGGUCAUUGUAUUAGGAGGUCAAGUUCGUGUCUUCGUCGUCGAAGGCAUUUGUAAACUGGGCCCCCGACACGACACUGUAUUCAUCGUUAAUUUACUCUACUUCCUUUUACGUGGGAAUUCUUUGAUUGUUUCAUCGUUUUAUCUUCGGACGGAAGAUAGUAAACGGACGGAAACGACAUUAAAAUACGACGUGUGUUUAUUUUAAUAAUAAGAAAUAAUCGUACAAAGUCGAAGUGACAGUAAACCUAUUUAAUAAAAAUGAGCAUAAUAUUGAAUAUUACGUCAUUGUUGUUCUAGUUUUGAGAAUGUGAUCGAUCAAUUAUUAUUCUGCUAUAUAUUUUUAUCGACACGCCAUUCACGAAUAUUACGCCCUCUUACCCGUUACGCGUUCGCGUUUUAUUCUAGUAAAGCUAUUCACUACUCAGAUUGUUGCUCAUUAAACGAAAUAUAAAUAUAUAUUUUAUUUAUGAACGUAUUUUUUUUUAUAUAUUACCUAAAUAAUAAGUCAUUGCUGGCGCAUAUAUUAUUGAAUUGUACAUUAAGUUAACUUAUAUACACAACAUUUUAAUUGUAGACAAUAAG